AUGUUUUGUUAUAUUUGUGUGUUAACCUUGUUUUUACUAGAUUUGUCGUCGGUCUUGUCUUCUCAUAUAAGGGACAAUAGUGUUGUAUGCAGUUUUGAUGAGUUCCCAUGUGGUGAUGGCGCCUGCAUCAGCAUCGACCAGUCUUGCGAUGGAAAACCUGACUGCUUCGACUCCAGCGACGAAGCGUUCUGCCAGGGACUCGGAAGAAAUUACCAUCUUGGCGAUGCUAUACUCCAUCGGUCGAGGAGACAGUCAACUUGCAGGAGGAACCAGUGGCAAUGUCGAGAUGGUACCUGCAUCGGGCUGGACGGGAAAUGUGACGGUGUAGUGAACUGUCCUGAUGGAAGCGAUGAGACGUUCCCCCUCUGUAGGAACACGCCAUGCCAGAGCAACUGGUUCCGCUGUACCUACGGCGCAUGCGUCGACGGCACAGCGCCCUGCAACGGCAUACAGGAGUGCGCGGACAAUUCCGACGAGUUGCUGCCGCGCUGCAGGAAUGAAACAGAGGAGAUCAGAGGUCAGUUCCGCUGCGACAACGGCCAGAUGAUACCAGCAGCUGACCACUGUGAUGGUACGAUCAACUGCAGCGACGGCUCAGACGAGACCGUGAAGAGUUGUGCCGGUAACAAGUGUCCCGGGUAUGCCUUUCAGUGCGCGUACGGCGCCUGCGUUGAUGAAGGCUCGAAUUGUGAUGGGAUAAAGCAAUGCGCGGACGGUUCGGACGAGUCCGACGAAUUGUGCAACAGGAUGUCAGCUGUGACGACAACCACCUCGCGGUCACCCGGUGUCGGCAAUUGCAUAGUCCCCCCCACAUCCUUCCAACGGACGCUACUCGGUCGUGGAAUUCUGCCGCCUCAACCCACACGAGAGCGUGGAGUACCGCUGCGUGCUCUCCGGAAACCAGGAUGGGACCAGAGCCUGCAACCUCUUCGAGCCUUCGGGCACCGUUGUGCGGCCACAGUGCCACAAGCCCAACUAUUAUUCCCCCUGGAGUCCUCCCCCCUCAUGCGUUGUAUCGAAGGCAGUUGGGACACCAUCGCCAUCUGUCAACCAGAAUGCGGCAGAGUGACCCCAGAGGGCGUCGAACUGGUUAUAGGCGGUUUACCAGCUAAACGAGGGGAACUCCCCUGGCAUACUGGUAUUUACAGCAAGCGGUUCACACCGUUUAAGCAGAUAUGCGGAGGGUCCCUGGUCAGCAAUACUGUGGUUAUAUCAGCUGCGCACUGCUUCUGGGAAGACCUGACCAAGAAGCAGUCACCAGAAAAGUACGCCGUCGCCAUUGGAAAGCUGUACAGGCCCUGGAACGACAAAAUGGACAAAGACUCCCAGAAGUCUGAUAUCAAGUCAAUAGAAAUCCCGACGAGGUUCCAGGGCUCUGCGGCUAAUUUCCAAGAAGAUAUAGCUCUCCUUAUACUCACCACAGCUAUCGAGUACAAAACUUAUGUGCGGCCGGUCUGUUUGAGCUUCGAUUACAACUUUGACAAGCGGCAGCUUAGUCCCGGAAAAUUGGGCAAGAUAGCAGGCUGGGGUCUGACCGGCGUCAAUGGGAACCCGUCUCCAACACUCCAGGUUGUGCGUCUGCCCUAUGUCGACCUGAACAGGUGUAUUGCGGAAUCUCCAGCCGGCUUUCGGGAGUUUAUCAGCAGUGACAAGUUCUGCGCUGGAUACACUAAUGGUACGACCCUGUGCAAAGGAGACAGCGGUGGAGGCCUGGCCUUUCCGGACUGGGAGAUGGGCGUCGAGAGAUAUUAUUUACGCGGCAUCGUCUCCACAGCGCCGAACAACGAAGAUCUAUGCAACGCGCACACUUACGUCACAUUCACUCAAAUUAUUAAACACGAACAUUUUAUAAAGGAAUAUUUACAAUAA
Leptosia nina is the source of this 1869-nucleotide messenger RNA. NCBI's taxonomy places the organism in Eukaryota, Metazoa, Arthropoda, Insecta, Lepidoptera, Pieridae. The record is from the annotation of a GenBank genome assembly.